Messenger RNA from Porites evermanni, 766 nucleotides. NCBI's taxonomy places the organism in Eukaryota, Metazoa, Cnidaria, Anthozoa, Scleractinia, Poritidae. The record is from the annotation of a GenBank genome assembly.
CCAAUAUCUUGCGGAAACAGCCGAAAAUGUGGUAAAAGGAAAGGUCAUAAAGGUAAAUGUGACUCCAGAGGCCAUGAAAUUCAUGCAUUCUGGAAGGGAUCUCCGUUGUAUGCGAUUUAUAAACAGCGACAGCGGCUGGUAACCGAGCCUAGGCAAAUCCUUGAAGAAAGCUUCUCUGCCCUGCAAGUUAAAGAGGAGGCUUUGUCCAAGAAAGAGGAAGAUGUUUCAGUCUUACAGAGGCAAAUUAAUAAGUACUUACAAAAGGGGUAAAUUUCUUCAGGGUAUUUUUGGGAAAGCUUUUAGUGAUUACCACCAAUCAGAGGAUGCAAUUAAACAAUCAUUAGCACUGAAAUAACAGAGCUUUUUAUCCAGAAGAAAGUAUAAUCUUGUAUGUAAAACACAAAAUUCAUUUUUUAGUGCAGAUAAAGAGGUCUGGCUGCCACGUAACAUGAAAUGUCUUGGGGUUGACCUGAGGUUCCUGAAACUAAGUGUAUGUGAUGAAAGUGUUGACAGGUUUGUUAAAAGUUUGGACAUUGGUCACAUCACACAGUUACCAGGAGUAUCAAGUGUUUCUCCCACGGUGACGGGCUUGGUUUUUAUGACUAUUGAUUUACACUUACGAGUUCCUCAUCUUUCACAAAAACUAGUGUGGUUCAGUGAAAAUGAAAAUCAUUUUAUUUUUAAGUUCUCUUGGAAGUAUGGUGUGCUGGAACUUUGGAGAUCAGGUGCAGAGCAGGGACUUUCGGUACCUUCUCCACUGUGUUAG